UGUACUUAUUUGAUGCGCAAAAAUUUAUGAUAAGAUAUUACUGAAAGCAGUUUUGAGUGACUUAAGUUAAGGAAGAACUUAUAAUAUGCAACUAACUUAUUUUCUUAUUUUAAGUUUUAAAAAACAUUACGUUCUACUAGGUUUACCAAGCAUUGUCAGGUGGAUACUUUAGCGUUGAGUGAAUGUCGUUCAGCAGGACAUUACACAACCGCCAGCAAGCUCAGCAGAUUAACUUUAUUCAGCUACCAUGAAUAUUUUGCCAAAGAAAAGAUGGCAUGUUCGUACUAAAGACAAUAUUGCACGGGUAAGAAGAGAUGAAGCUGAAGCUCGCAGAAAGGAUGAAGAAGAAAAGAGGAGAUCGCAGUUAGCUGAACAAGAAGCAAGGAUUAACUUUCUACAAAAGAGAACUUCUAUGAAGUCUGAUGUUUCAAAUGAUGAUAAUCAAGCAAAACAUGUCAACUUUUUUAAAGAAAUUGAAGAUGGUGAGUACUGUGUAGGAACUAACAAGGACCAUGAAGAUGAAAAAAAGAAGAAACGAGAAGAUUUUGAAAAGAAGAUUGGCCUAUUAAAUUAUCUGCAGGAUAGUGUUUCAGGACAAAACCUUUGGUACCUAGAGUCACCAGGAGAAAGAAUCAGAAAGAAAGAUGGUCAAUCAGUAAGGAAUGUAGAUGAGAAAGAAAAACCAACCAGUGUUUUACCUGCCGAUCCUCUAAUAGAUGUUCAACAGUAUCUUAAACAGAAACAUUUAAAAGAGAAGACAAAGAAAAUGUCGACAAAGCAGAGCAGUAACACAAAUGGAAAGAAACAUAAACAAGGAAAAGGUAGAAGGAAAAAACAUCUUCAACCUUCGGACGUAUCAGUGGAGCAGCUUCGUGCAGAAAGACUACAGAGAGAAAAAGAAGAAAGAGAACGAACAGAAAAAUUGCUGAGAGGGUUGCACAAAACUUCCAGAGAGGAAAGUGGAGAUAACUUAGUUGAUCCGGAAAAUUCUAGAUAUUACAAUAUGCAGUUUCAUCCUGAAUUAGCAAGACAGUCAAAACAUAAACUUUUUAAAAGUCCUUCACAGAGGUAAACUUCAGGCCGUGUUAAAAAUAAAACACCAACAUAAAAUCUUGUUCUAAUUUUUGUUUUGUGAUGAUGUGCUUGUAAAAAAUAUUCACUAUUUAUAGGUCAGAUUUGUAAACUUUCUAAACUGUUGUUUAGGAGCAAAUCUUCAUUUAUAGUACACUUAUUUUCUUUUUCUCAAAGAAGUGAAAGGCUGGAAUAAAUGUUAUCAUCAGUUCAUGUUAAAUUUGUGUACUAACGUCUGUAGUUGAACAAUUGUAGUGUUAUUAGACUUUAUUGUUCUUGUUGAAAACCAAUAAAAUAUAUUUCAUCCUAAAGA
Molecule: messenger RNA, 1384 nt
Organism: Limulus polyphemus (Atlantic horseshoe crab)
Lineage: Eukaryota; Metazoa; Arthropoda; Merostomata; Xiphosura; Limulidae
Product: leukocyte receptor cluster member 1 homolog
Exons: 8
Coding region: 248-1072 (274 amino acids)
Source: RefSeq, a predicted model, not a curated record